Molecule: messenger RNA, 1281 nt
Organism: Leishmania braziliensis MHOM/BR/75/M2904
Lineage: Eukaryota; Euglenozoa; Kinetoplastea; Trypanosomatida; Trypanosomatidae
Source: the annotation of a RefSeq genome assembly
AUGUUGCAGAGUCUGCUGUCUCUGUUACUCAUUACUACAUCUGCAUUUGCAUACCCAAUCGCAGUAGUGUGGGUAGAGUGGCCACACGUGCCGAACAUCACACCAGCUGCUCGCAAUUUGAACUCUCCUUAUUUAGGCGAGUAUGUUUGCGAUUACUCGAGGUUUUUUUGUGAUCCUUUCUGCUGCCUUGAGGAUUUUUUGACGACUGCGCAAAGAGCGUUAUUCUACUGCCUCCCUGAAAAGUUCAGCACGCCAUAUUUGGACUACUUCUAUCCGAAAGGCCGAACAACUUCUCUGCAGCGAAUGAACAACAAAGAUGCAACAUACAUAGACAAUAAACUGGAAGGCUAUAGUGCGGUGUGCGUUGCUAGGACAAAUCAUCCUAGCGAGCUUUACUAUUUCAAAGUACCCACAGAAGUUGAGCAACCCUCGCUUCCUACCUCGUCUACCACCGUGGUUGGCGUGAGCUAGUCAUAUGUUGUAGGCGACUCUGUGGCAACAGAGAAAUAUGUGGUCAUUAGUGGAAGCACUUCGUAUCGUCGCGUGUCUCCAUUCCAACUGCCGAUCACAUUGAGCGACGGAUCGUGCAGCUCAAUCGGGCGAAAUGUCGGUUUUCUAGAUUCAAUAAAAGGCACGUCAUGUACACUAAAUAGUGCUCAAAUGUGCUUGUUGUUUUCACUAGAGAAGUACGAGAACCUCUUUCUGCAGGCUAUGAUGGGGUACAAGAGCAGCACUCCUCAGUUAGUACCUUUGGUACUGAAUCUGCACAGCGUAUCCGGUGCGUUAUUGAACACUCUCGAUCCCACUGUUGUCCAUGUGGCAAGCACUUAACGAACUCUGACAGGAAAACGUGCAACAGUGCAAUUGUUGUACUACAAGCUUAUUUUUUCUACUCUUCAAAUAUACGUGGAAACCUAGUAUAAGCGGUGAUUAGCAUUACCCCUAGGUAAUAUCGGAUUAACGCAGUACGCUGCGCUGUUUUUUGAAGUUGCGCUCACCGGUGAGAAUGCGACUGUGCCGAGCAAUAUUCAUGCCGCAACUCCGGGGUCUCUCUCUCUCUCUGGUGAUAAAAUUUGCUCUGGAACAUUUGUCUCAGUUGUAAGAGUGCUAUCUUAGCGAGAAACUGGAUUUUCAGUGCCAGCUGGCGGCAGGCUAUGUAAUGGUAAUCAGUGGAAACGAGCUGGCUUCCUGCUCUCGAUCCUUAGUAGUGGGUGCUUAGUUUUGAUUAGUGAAUUUGAUCUUCAAACCAUUUGUAACUCCGGGACUGGAGACAUCAUAUCU